This is a messenger RNA of Boeremia exigua, 1779 nucleotides long. RefSeq names its product kinase domain-containing protein. Gene Ontology annotation, biological process: protein phosphorylation; intracellular monoatomic cation homeostasis; intracellular signal transduction. Bases 194 to 1666 code for a protein of 490 amino acids. Gene Ontology annotation, molecular function: protein serine/threonine kinase activity; ATP binding. NCBI's taxonomy places the organism in Eukaryota, Fungi, Ascomycota, Dothideomycetes, Pleosporales, Didymellaceae. The record is from RefSeq and is a predicted model, not a curated record. The transcript has 2 exons.
CCCGAACCUGAUCUCCACUACCCACCGCCGCCGAACGUACGCCGUGCUGAAGGCCGUACAAUAACACCCUGGGCGAUUUGCCCGCGAGACACCUGCGUCUCUGAUCCAAAUACCACCGUCUGUCGCGUCCCCGUUUUUCGACCCACCUCGCCAUCCUAGCCGCCCCGGCCAGUACCGCGCGCAAAUUCAGGAUAUGGCAGCCCCGGCGACCAGCAACCCACCCAGUGGGACCUCAAAGCCUGCUGCGUCACCUUCUGCGACUGCCUCUACGGCGUCGUCCCUGCACUCCAUGCCGGACGCGACUGUCCUGCCGCCUCCUGUCAUCCACCAAUCCGGAGCGCAUGGAGUGCAAGCCGCCGCCGAAGCCCUUUUGAAGCCGAAAAAACCAACCAUGUCGUCGCGUCUGAGCAGCAUGUUUGGCUCCAAGGAGGCUGCCGCGAAGCAGUCGAACGGAGACGCCGUCAAGGCCGCCCGAGCGCCCAACGGCGUGGACACUGCGAACGGCCGUCCGACUCCUGUGCGCCAGGGCUCCGUCUCGAAAGCCCCCAAAGAGCCCGCUCCCUACAGGCGCUUCUGGACCAACGACGAGGGCAGCCACGAGCACCACCUCAAGGUCGCCAAACGUCAGGAGAAGCUGUCCGACAUGUUCCAGAAUUUGAUGUUGGGCAAGAAGAAGGAGGACAACCCUGCCGACCAGCCUCUCAGUCUGAUGUCGAACUGGGUUGACGUCAUGCGCAACGAAAAAGAAAAGCUUGCCGAAGCCAAAAAUUCGACCAACCUACCCCAGACGUUGGUGCAGAAGUACGGCAAGUGCCAAGAAGUCGUUGGGCGAGGAGCCUUCGGUAUCGUUCGCGUCGCUCACAAGCAAGACCCCAAGGACUCGAAGCGCGAGCAACUUUACGCCGUAAAGGAGUUCAAGCAGCGACCCAACGAGUCGGCGAAGAAGUACCAGAAACGUCUCACCUCCGAGUUCUGCAUUUCGUCCUCCAUGCAACACCCCAACGUCAUCACCACUCUCGAUCUGCUUCAGGACGAGAAGGGCGUUUACUGCGAAGUCAUGGAAUACUGCUCAGGUGGCGACCUGUAUACACUUGUGUUGGCCGCUGGUCAGCUCGAGGUCGCAGAGGCUGAUUGCUUCUUUAAGCAGCUGAUGCGCGGUGUCGAGUACAUGCACGAAAUGGGCGUUGCACAUCGCGAUCUCAAGCCCGAGAACCUGCUUCUCACUUGCCACGGUGCGAUUAAAAUCACCGACUUCGGCAACGGUGAGUGCUUCAGGAUGGCUUGGGAGAAAGAGGCACACAUGACCGCUGGGCUCUGCGGCUCGGCACCAUACAUUGCACCCGAGGAGUAUGUCGACAAGGAGUUUGAUCCCCGCGCCGUCGACGUCUGGGCUUGCGGCAUCAUCUACAUGGCCAUGAGGACAGGUCGCCAUCUUUGGCGCGUUGCUCAGAAGGGCGAGGACGAAUUCUUUGAUCGCUAUCUCGAGGACCGCAAAGAGGAAGAGGGCUACCGGCCCAUUGAGGUCCUACGAAGACGUCAAUGUCGUAACGUGAUCUAUUCCAUCCUUGAUCCCAUACCUGCACGACGUCUCACCGCGCAUCAAGUCCUUGCCUCUGAAUGGGUUCAAGAGGCCAAGGUCUGUCACGCUGGUAACGAAGGCUUCUAGAACAAGGCUUUGCUCGUUGGCUUCGAAUCCUCUUAGACGACGCAGGCGUGCGACCACCAGCUAUUCAGAUGGCUGUAAUUCUGUUGGCGCUGGAAAGGGCCAAUCAUUCGACA